This is a messenger RNA of Vicia villosa (hairy vetch), 2580 nucleotides long. RefSeq lists its product as uncharacterized. Lineage: Eukaryota; Viridiplantae; Streptophyta; Magnoliopsida; Fabales; Fabaceae. The transcript has a single exon. The record is from RefSeq and is a predicted model, not a curated record. The coding region runs from base 1 to 2580 and encodes 859 amino acids.
AUGGAUAUUAAAGAAUUCAUUUUUAAGCAUUUUGAAGGUUUCUUUCAAGAAGAGGUUUGUUCUAGACCGGAGCCACAUGGGAUUAACUUGAAUAAGCUAUCGAUGGUGGAUUCCUUGGAGUUAGAAAAACCUAUCUCCGAAGAAGAGGUCAAGGAUGCUAUUUGGUCGUGUGAUGGGAAUAAAAGUCCGGGUCGGGAUGGUUAUUCUUUGGAAUUCUUCAAAAGAUUUUGGUUUCUCCUUAAAGACGACUUGUUGAAGUUAUGCAACGAUUUCCACUCAAAAGGUACGCUUGUCAAAGCUAUCACUUCCUCUUUUCUUGCGCUUAUUCCUAAUAAGAAGAAUCCGCAAGACUUGUCCGAGUACCGUCCUAUUUCUCUAGUGGGGAGCAUAUACAAGAUUAUAGCAAAGAUUUUGGCGGCUAGAAUGAGAUGUGUUUUGGAUAAAUUGGUUUCUCCUAAUCAAACCGCUUUUGUUCCGGGUAGGAGUAUGAUGGAUGGGGUUCUAAUGGUAAGCAAAAUUCUUGAUUGGGCAAAAAGAAAAAAGAGGGGGUGUCUUUUACUCAAAGUGGAUUUUGAAAAGGCUUACGAUUCUAUCUCUUGGAAUUACCUUAGGUGGAUUAUGGGAAGAAUGGGGUUCGGGAAAAGAUGGUUGAAAUGGAUGGAAUCUUGUAUCUUCACUAUUCAUAUGUCCGUUUUGGUGAACGGUAGCGCUACCAAAGAGUUCAAAGUACAAAAAGGUUUACGUCAAGGAGAUCCGAUUUCCCCUUUUCUCUCUGUCAUUGCUAUGGAAGGUCUUAGUGCGCUUAUGAAGAAAUCGGUGGAGGUGGGGGAUUUUAAACCGUUUAAAUAUGGCGAGGAAGAUUAUGUGGACAUUCUCCAAUUUGCGGACGACACCGUAAUUAUUGGAGAACCUUCUUGUGAUAAUCUUUGGAACAUGAAAGUGUUGUUGAGAGGCUUUAAGCUUGUUUCCGGUUUGAAAAUCAACUUUCACAAAAGCAAAUUUUUCGGAAUUCAUAUUGGAGAGUGGCUUUCUUACUCGGCAACCUCUUUCCUUUCUUGCAAAAAAGGAACUUUUCCUUUUAAAUUUCUUGGUGUGUGGGUGGGUGAAGGCGCUAACAAGAGGAGAGCGUGGAAGGAGGUAAUUUCUAACAUCAAAGCAAGAUUGUCGAUGUGGAAGGGGAGAAAUAUCUCCAUAGGUGGAAGGGUCACUCUUAUUGGUUCGGUGCUUAAUGCAAUCCCAAUCUUCACUCUUUCUUUUUUUAAAGCUCCGAACAAAGUUAUUCAAGAGAUUAAAGGUUUCCUUAGUAAUUUCUUGUGGAAAGGGAAUGUGAACAAAAGAAGCAUUCAUUGGGUGAAGUGGGAGAAUGUUUGUAAACCUAAGGGGAAAGGUGGAUUAAGAAUUAGAGAUGUUGGUGAUAUGAAUAGAUCCCUCCUUCUCAAAUGGAAGUGGAGAAGUUUGAAGGAGGACAAAGCCAUUUGGAGUAGAUUUCUUCUCUUCAGAUAUCAAAAUCCGAAAUUCAAAGUGUUAGCUUCUAGUGGGGAAGUUUUAAACCGUGACGAUUCUAGUUGGUGGAGAGACAUCAUCCUUAACGAUUUUAAAGAGGAGGAUUCCGUUGAAGGCUUCAAAGAUUGGGUCAAAUGUGAACUCAAAAGAGGUAAUAACAUUCUUUUUUGGCAUAGUUGUUGGUUGGGUCAUCAAACUCUUCGCGUUUCCUUCCCGCAUUUGUUCGAUCUUUCAACCAAUAAACUUUCCAAAGUUAGUGAUGUCUUUUCUUGGAAUGAUGGUGCCUUUAAUUGGAACAUUAACGGUCUCUUCGAAAUUGACGAUUUCGUUCACUUGAAUUCGGAUUUCACUCAUGACGCCUUAAAUGAUACUCCGACGGCUUUUGUUCUUCAAGUAAGGGAGCUAAAAGUGUUGCUAAAAGGAAUAGUUCCGAAUAAUACGGAAGAAGACAACUUCCAUUGGAAGCUAAACCCAAAUGGUGUGUUCUCGGUUGCAAGUGUAUCUAACUUGGUAGCUAAUGCAAAAGACAUGGCUUGGUCAACUAAUGUCAUCAAUUUGUUGGAAGCUAUGUGGAAGGCUAAGAUUCCGAAAAAGGUUAAAAUCUUUUGUUGGAGAUUUUUCAUAGAUAGACUUCUUCUAAAAGACCUUUUGGCCCAUAGAGGUGUCUCUAACUUCAACUCUAUGGAUUGUUUAUUUUGCUCUAAUCAUCCGGAAUCAUCGGAACACCUCUUCUUUCAAUGUCAAGUUUCGAAAGUGGUAUGGGAAAAUAUCUACACUUGGUUGGGAGAUGACUUGGAGUUUACCUUGGACGAGUUCAAAACUUUUGGUUACAUCGAAGAAAAAGUGAGGAAAUCCAACACUAGAGUUAAAUUAAACUCAAUUUGGUUAGCUCUAAUUUGGUGCAUUUGGAUAAUGAGAAAUGCCAUUAUUUUUGAUAAUGCUUCUUUUAGCUUUGAAGUUGUGAUCUCUAACAUUUUGUUUUUUUCUUGGAGAUGGUUGUGUAAUAGUGACUAUACUUCUAGGACUAUUUUUUAUGAUUGGUACAAGUUACCUUUAAACUGUUUUAACUCUAUUUAG